AUCCAAAUCUGUAAAAAGUAUCAGAUCAAAUCUAUUUUUAAAUUACAGCAUAUGUGUCCUCACAUUUUGUGGUGAAUAGCCCUAGUUGCUAUAUAUGAACAGCUUUUAAUGAAAAAAAUUAGAUAUAGGAUAAAUUAUUUUAGCCUCCAUUUCAAAAUGUCUUUAUAUCAAAAGAAGAUUUUGCACACUUACAAAGAAUUAGGGCCAAAGGUCUCAUUCAGAAUUGGUCAGGAUUUAUUCAAAACUUGUUUUAGAAUAUUUAAUACAUUUGCCUUCAUAAAUCAACUCCCUGUCCUAAGAAAAGUUUCAAAUGCCUCAGUAGUGAAGUGACUUUCCAUUAUCUGUCUUCUCUCCACAGGCUGGGAACCGUGAAUAAGUCAGGGAUAUCUACUGUGACACAGUGUGUCUUGCUGGGCUCUCCUGGUCCCUAGAAAAUGCAGGUCACUCUUUUCUCAGUGAUUUUUUUUGGUCUGCAUCUUGACUCUGACUGGGAAUAUGGCCAUCAUCUGUAUAGUAAAGUGGGAGCACCAGCUCCAUACUCCUAUGUACGUGCUCCUGGCCAACUCUUUCUUAGAGAUCUGGUAUGUGAACUGCACAGUCCCCAACAUGUUUGUCAGUUUUCUUUCCAAAAUCAAGUCCAUAUCCUUCUCCGGUUGCUUUACUCAAUUCUACUUCUUCUUUCCCCUGGGCACAACUGAAUGUUUCUUCUUCUGUGUCAUGGCGUGUGAUCAGUACUUGGCCAGCUGCCAUCCACUGCACUAUCCCUCCAUCACAACUGCACAGAGUUGUGAUAUUUUGGUUCUCUGUUGGCUCAUUGGUUUCCUUGGAUAUUCAGUUCCUAUUUUCUUCAUUUUUCAACUACCUUUUUGUAGUCCCAACAUCACUGAUCACUUUCUGUGUGAUGUGGACCCACUGAUGGCAUUAUCCUGUGCUCCUACACCUAUCAUAGAGCACAGAUGCCAUUCUGUGAGCUCUCUUAUCAUAAUACUCACCAUUUUGUACAUCCUGGGGUCCUAUAACUUGGUGCUCAGGGCAGUGCUUCAAGUUCCUUCUUCAGCUGGGCAGCAAAAGGCCUUCUCUACCUGUGGAUCCCACUUUGUUGUGGGGUGUCUGUUCUAUGGAAAUAUGGUGAUGUAUGUGAGUCCCACAUCUGGUGACUCUGUUGCUGUGCAAAAGGCUGUCACACUGAUGUAUUCUGUAGUGACACCAGUCUUAUUCCCUUUAUCUACAGCAUAUGCAACAGAGAUGUGA
This is a messenger RNA of Manis pentadactyla (Chinese pangolin), 1251 nucleotides long. Its product is annotated as olfactory receptor 11H7-like. The record is from RefSeq and is a predicted model, not a curated record. NCBI's taxonomy places the organism in Eukaryota, Metazoa, Chordata, Mammalia, Pholidota, Manidae. Gene Ontology annotation, biological process: G protein-coupled receptor signaling pathway. Gene Ontology annotation, molecular function: olfactory receptor activity. Gene Ontology annotation, cellular component: membrane.